CAUUUAGUAACAUAAAUACUGGCUUGUUUAUCUCAUAUCUAUGUCAAGGUGAGCUUGUUGUAUAAAGAGCUCCGCAUUUGCUUUAGCAGCAGUCUGUCAAGUCCUCCAAGAAUGAAGUCCCUGGCUCUGCUUUUCCUGCUGUCUGUGGGCGCAGCCAGCGCUGCUGUCUCACCCAGGGCCGUGUGGGAGCUUCGCAGCAUGCUCAAGUGCACCAUCCCAGACAGCCAUCCUCUGCUGGACUUUGCAGACUACGGCUGCUACUGCGGCUUGGGAGGCAGCGGGACACCAGUGGAUGAGCUUGACAGGUGCUGUCAAGUCCAUGAUGCGUGUUACACACAGGCAAAGAAACUGGAAUCAUGCACGUUCCUCCUGGACAACCCCUACACAGAGUUGUACAAAUUCAGCUGCUCCAACGGGCAGAUUACGUGUAACAGCAAAAACGACGAGUGUGAGAUGUUCAUCUGCAACUGCGACCGCACCGCUGCCAUGUGCUUCGCCAAGGCGCCCUACAAUCCCGAGUACAGACACCUGGACACCAAGAAAUACUGCAGCUAGUCCUGCUCCUGUCCCUCGGGGUGGCACCAGGCCCGCGGCGGCCUGUCACUAAUAAACGCCUUGCAAGGA
Messenger RNA from Grus americana (Whooping crane), 624 nucleotides. RefSeq names its product phospholipase A2 group IB (gene PLA2G1B). NCBI's taxonomy places the organism in Eukaryota, Metazoa, Chordata, Aves, Gruiformes, Gruidae. Gene Ontology annotation, biological process: arachidonate secretion; fatty acid biosynthetic process; lipid catabolic process. Bases 112 to 555 code for a protein of 147 amino acids. The transcript has 4 exons. Gene Ontology annotation, molecular function: signaling receptor binding; phospholipid binding; calcium ion binding. The record is from RefSeq and is a predicted model, not a curated record.